Molecule: messenger RNA, 3664 nt
Organism: Erinaceus europaeus (western European hedgehog)
Lineage: Eukaryota; Metazoa; Chordata; Mammalia; Eulipotyphla; Erinaceidae
Gene: STK40
Product: serine/threonine kinase 40
Exons: 12
Coding region: 326-1636 (436 amino acids)
Biological process (GO): protein phosphorylation
Molecular function (GO): ATP binding; protein kinase activity
Source: RefSeq, a predicted model, not a curated record
GUCAGGUGGUUGCGCCGCAGCCAUGGAGGGAGGCGGCGGCGGCGGCUGCGGCUCGGGCGGCUGCGCUGGGAGGCGGCGGUGAGCGACUCUCACGCCCCCGGCCCGGCCCCGGCCCCGGCCCCUGGGACGGAGCGCCGAGCAGCCCCGGCUCCGGGCUUCGGACUAUGGGCGAGCAGCGCUGAGCACCGGGGGAAGGUUGGAUGCCGGUCUGUUGGCGGCGGAAGGAAGAGAUGACAGCCACCUUCAGUGGCCGGAUAGACUUUGCUCUGUUCUAAGUCACAGGAGAAAACCGGUCGGCUUUGCUUGGUUUUGAGGACGAGCUGAGAUGAAGCGGAGAGCAUCAGACAGAGGAGUUGGGGAAACGUCGUCAGCAAGAGCGAAGGCUCUGGGAAGUGGAAUUUCCGGGAAUAAUGCAAAGAGAGCCGGACCAUUCAUCCUUGGUCCCCGUCUGGGCAACUCACCAGUGCCAAGCAUUGUGCAGUGUUUGGCAAGGAAAGAUGGCACAGAUGACUUCUAUCAGCUGAAGAUCCUAACCCUUGAGGAGCGGGGGGACCAAGGAAUAGAAAGCCAAGAGGAGAGGCAAGGCAAGAUGCUGUUACACACCGAGUACUCUCUGCUUUCCCUCCUCCACACGCAGGAUGGCGUGGUUCACCACCAUGGGCUCUUCCAGGACCGCACCUGUGAAAUUGUUGAGGAUACAGAAUCCAGCCGAAUGGUUAAGAAGAUGAAGAAGCGAAUCUGUCUCGUCCUUGACUGCCUAUGUGCACAUGACUUCAGUGACAAGACUGCCGACCUCAUCAACCUGCAGCACUAUGUCAUCAAGGAGAAGAGGCUCAGCGAGCGGGAGACUGUGGUCAUCUUCUACGACGUGGUGCGGGUAGUAGAAGCCCUACACCAGAAAAACAUCGUGCACAGAGACCUGAAACUUGGGAACAUGGUGCUCAACAAGAGGACGCAUCGGAUAACCAUCACCAACUUCUGCCUCGGGAAGCAUCUUGUGAGUGAGGGGGACCUGUUGAAGGACCAGAGGGGGAGCCCCGCUUACAUCAGUCCAGAUGUGCUCAGCGGUCGGCCAUACCGAGGCAAGCCGAGCGACAUGUGGGCCCUGGGCGUGGUGCUCUUCACCAUGCUCUAUGGCCAGUUCCCCUUCUAUGACAGCAUCCCACAGGAGCUCUUCCGUAAGAUCAAGGCCGCCGAGUACACUAUCCCUGAGGAUGGACGGGUUUCAGAGAACACUGUGUGUCUCAUCCGGAAACUGCUAGUCCUCGACCCCCAGCAGCGCCUGGCCGCAUCUGAUGUCCUGGAGGCCCUCAGCGCCAUCAUUGCUUCGUGGCAGUCCCUGUCAUCUAUGAGCGGACCUUUGCAAGUGGUUCCUGAUAUUGAUGACCAAAUGAGCAGUUCAGACAGCUCCCAGGAGGCAAAAGUUACAGAGGAGUGCUCCCAGUACGAGUUUGAGAACUACAUGCGCCAGCAGCUGCUACUGGCUGAGGAGAAGAGCUCCAUCCACGAGGCCCGCAGCUGGGUGCCCAAGCGGCAGUUUGGCAGUGUGCCACCGGUGCGACGGCUGGGCCAUGACGCACAGCCCAUGAACCCCUUGGAUGCAGCCAUCCUGGCACAACGCUACCUGCGGAAAUAGCAGGCUCAGGCGGGGCCACCAGCACCACCGCCAGCUCUCCUGGCCCCCAGCCAACAGCCGGGCUGGUGGGUCUGGACCCUGUAGUGCCGAACUCUCUCCCAGGUGGCCGCAGGGACGAGGCAGGGACAGCACAGGUCACACAUGGGGUCAGCAGAGGUACCACGAUGCUACCUUUUGGAAUGAUUGCUUGAUUGUUUGGUUUUUUUAAUCUGAGAAGCCUAGAUAACUAAUCUGCUUUUAAUCAUGACGUUUUAAUCUACCUCUGUCUCUUUAACCAUGCUGUCUCCGGACUGAGUGAGAGGGAGGAGGAGGGAGCCCACCCACCUGCCCAGGGGUCUGGCCCAGCCACCCCACCCACCCAGCCCGGGGCAGCUGCUCCCCACAGUCCAAAUAAGCUGAAAGUGCAGCUCGCUGCUGGCUCCCAAAAUGAACAUCCAUUCCCACUACCCUCCCACCAUCCCUUUGCGUCCCCAGGCCCCUCAGUCUAAGCUUUGAAAAGCCUUCACCUCAUCUUAACCGGAAUUCAAAUAUAUUUAUUUUUGUAUUGAAACCAGCUUCUUUCCCAUCUCUAGGAGGUUCAUCCCAUGGCUACUCCCUGCCCCCAGCCUGACUGGAACUGGGGAGUCCUCAGCCCUCAGAUGGCCCCUCCAUGGACCCCAGACUUAAGAGAAGCCCCUCCUGGCCCCUCCUCUCCACCUCCAGCCACCAGUCCCUCUUUGUUUCUGGGAGGCCUUUCUACACUUGGCUCUGUUUCUCCAUCUCAGUAGCUUCUCUGAGGUGCUGUACACUUGCAUUAACCCUGGUCUCCUUCCUCACCCCUUACUGUGGUACUGAACUAAUGCUGACAGAGACCCGCGGGUCCCCACACCCCACAGUGUUCAGAGAACUGGUGGCACUCCUCUGCUGCCCCUGCCUCAGAAGAGAUGUAGCAUCUCUCCCACUGGACCCCAGCCAGGGUCCUGCAUGGGGCUAGGGGCUCAUAUGGAGAAUAGGGAGUGGAGAGCUCUGCCUGGUUGGAGAACAGCUCUGCUGCCGUUUUUGAGCCGAGAUUUUUGAAGUGGAUGCCUGUCUUGCCAGAAACGCUGUUCUCACCAGAAUGCCCUUCCCUCCCCUCUUCCUCACUGGACUUGGCCCUGCCCCAGGCCUACUUCCUGCCCCCAACCAUGGAGAGGCCUAGCGGUCCCCUCCAGGCAGCUUUGGGCCCUCAGGCCCUCCCUGCCUGUCCUUGCUCCCCAGUGAGGAGGUGACCAAGGCCUCCAUGACCUUGUUUCCCAGAGUGUGAGCUGCCCCCUCCCCAAAAGCUGACUCACUGUGAGUGACUUGGGCAAGGUCCCAAACCUCCUUGUGCCUCAGUUUCCCCAUCUGGAAAAAAUGGGGCCACCUCUUGCCAGCAGUAGCAGGGCCGCCCAUGCCCCUUCCUCCCCAUGUCCCACCCCAGCACUCGGGCAUCUUGUGCCUCUGCCUCAGCGGGUCUGUGGGACCCUUCCUGAGUCCAGCACUUAUCCCGUGAGCAUCAAACUCUGCCUCUGACAGCUUCCCAGAGCUGAGAGCCAGAGCCUCGAGCUGCAGGGGCCAGGGACACCCUCUUUUCUAUAUUUAUUUCAGAAAUAAGUCUCCUCCUAAGGGAGUCAAAGUGCAGUCCGCCUAGGGCUCCCAGCCCCUGUGACUGUCCUCUGAGGGUCCUGGCUGAGCCCCUUGUGCCAGCAGCCUGCCCAGGCCCCCUGGGCCUGCUUGCCACCUGUGGUCUUUUUUCCUCCUUUUCAAAGCAAUAUCCUCCAGGUCUACAAAGUCCUGUCAGACAGACUGGCCCCUGCCAAGGUCAUCCCAUGUGUCUGAUUACAUUUUUGGCAAAGCAAAUGAGAGGAGGUUGGGUCGGCCCUCACUGAGUGUCACACGCUGAGAGAAGUCCUAUUGUAAAGAUAACAAAAUGGAAAAAAGUCACAAAAAAGUUUGUAUAAAGACAUAUUUUUGUACUACAUGGGGACUCUUCCUGCAUGUCAGCAAUAAAACUUCCUGAUCUGGAACCAC